AUGGAAGGCGCCUUCACUCAUCUAGGGACAUCGCAUUUUCCAAGUCGUCACGGACACGCGUACAAUGACGAGACAUCCUCGAUUCACUCGCAUACCCUCACCGAAUCGACGUCGUUGACGCAUCAGUAUGGACAGGACGACGAGGAAUCGAUUGUGGACGAUAUCACUGUCGAGAGUUUGUCCUUGGCGCCAAGGAGGGGAGUUAGGGAAGAGGGUGAGGAAGGUGGCGAAUAUGAGGAGUUGCUCGAGGAGGGAGAGGGAGAGUUGCCGGAGCAUGCGUGCGCUUAUUGUGGGAUUCAUACGCCGAGCAGUGUGGUCAAAUGUCUUGGGUGUUCGAAAUACUUUUGCAACAGCCGCGGUAAUACCUCGUCGUCGCAUAUCAUCAACCAUCUGGUGAGGAGUAGGCACAAGGAGGUGUGUCUGCACCCGGCAAGUGCGUUGGGCGAGACUACCCUCGAAUGCUACAACUGUGGAACGCGCAAUGUCUUCUUACUCGGUUUCAUCCCCGCCAAGUCCGACACCGUCGUCGUUCUCUUGUGUCGUCAACCAUGUGCCUCCAUGCCCAGCUCCAAAGACAUGAACUGGGACCUCGCACAAUGGCAACCCCUCAUCGACGACCGUUGUUUCCUCCCCUGGCUCGUCACCGUCCCCGGCGACCACGAGAUCCUCCGCGCACGCCAGAUCACCCCUUCGCAGAUUACCAAACUAGAGGAGUUGUGGAAGGAUGACGCGAAUGCCUCCCUACAGGACUUGGAGAAGCCCGGAAUCGAUGACGAACCCAUGCCGGUGUUGUUGAGAUACGAGGACGCGUACCAGUACCAGAAUAUCUUUGGUCCAUUGGUCAAGAUCGAGGCGGACUACGACAGGAAGUUGAAGGAAAGUCAAACGCAGGACGGGAUCGUCGUCCGAUGGGAUCAGGGCCUUAACCAGAAACACACCGCAUGGUUCGUCCUUCCCAAAGUGGACAUGGGCGAUUACAAGUUGGCUGUGGGAGAUGAGAUGCGUCUGAGGUAUUACGGAGAGUUAAGAGCAGCAUGGGAGGGUGUCGGGUACGUCAUCAAGAUCCCCAACAACAUCAGCGACGAGAUCGGUUUGGAGUUGAGAAGUGGUGGGAAGGGUGACCGUCCUCCCACCGACUGCACGCAUAACUUCAAGGUGGACUACGUGUGGAAGAGUACCUCCUUCGACCGUAUGCAACUCGCGAUGAAGACUUUUGCUGUCAAUGAGACGUCUGUGUCUGGGUAUAUCUACCACAAGUUGCUCGGACAUGAGGUCGCGCAGCAGGUUUUGAAAACGCAGAUGCCGAAGAGAUUUUCGGCGCCGAAUCUGCCUGAGCUUAAUGUGAGUCAGGUUCAUGCUGUCAAAUCUGUGUUGCAGAAGCCUUUGUCGCUCAUUCAGGGUCCUCCGGGUACGGGUAAGACCGUGACGUCCGCGACUAUUGUCUACCAUUUGGCCAAGAUGAACCCGGGACAGGUUUUGGUUACUGCACCCUCUAACGUCGCCGUCGACCAAUUGGCCGGUAAGAUCCACAAGACUGGCUUGAAGGUCGUGCGUCUAUCCGCCAAAUCACGCGAAGACAUGGACAACCCCGUCGCUUUCCUCACCCUCCACGAACAAGUCCGCAACAACGACACCAACGUCGAACUCCAAAAACUCAUCCAACUCCGCACCGAACUCGGCGAACUCUCCGCCUCUGACGAAAAGAAAUUCAAGUCCCUGACACGCGCAGCGGAACGUGAGAUCUUGAUGAAUGCGGAUGUGAUUUGUUGUACGAGUGUCGGUGCGGGAGAUCCGAGGUUGAGUAAGUUCAAGUUCAGGACUGUGCUUGUUGAUGAGGCAACGCAGGCAACGGAGCCGGAGGUGAUGAUUCCGCUUGUUAUGGGGUGUAAGCAGGUUGUUCUUGUUGGUGAUCACCAGCAGCUUGGGCCUGUCAUCAUGAACAAGAAGGCUGCGAGGGCUGGUUUGCACCAGUCUUUGUUUGAGAGGUUGGUUAUCUUGGGGAAUGCGCCGAUCAGGUUGACGGUGCAGUAUCGUAUGCACCCGUGUUUGUCCGAGUUCCCGAGUAACAUGUUUUACGAGGGUACGUUGCAGAAUGGAGUUUCGUCUUCGGAGCGUAGUGCCAAGAAUGUGGAUUUCCCUUGGCCUGUGAUGGAGACGCCGAUGAUGUUCCAUUCGAACCUUGGACAGGAAGAGAUUUCUGCGUCUGGUACUUCGUAUCUGAAUAGGACGGAAGCGAGUAACUGUGAGAAGGUCGUGACGAAGUUGUUCAAGGCUGGUGUUGUGCCGAGUCAGAUUGGUAUCAUCACGCCUUAUGAAGGUCAGAGGAGUUACAUCGUGAGCUCUAUGCAGGUUAACGGAUCUUUGAGGAAGGAUUUGUAUAAGGAGAUUGAGGUGGCAUCCGUCGAUGCUUUCCAGGGUCGUGAGAAGGAUUACAUCAUCCUCUCCUGUGUCCGUUCCAACGAUCACCAGGGAAUCGGUUUCUUGAACGACCCACGUCGUCUUAACGUCGCGCUUACCCGUGCUAAAUACGGUGUCGUUAUCCUCGGUAACCCCAAGGUCCUUGCUAAGCACCCCCUUUGGUACCAGCUCUUGAUGCAUUACAAGGAGAACGAGUGUCUCGUCGAGGGACCCUUGUCUAACUUGCAGAUCUCGAUGAUUCAGUUCUCGAAGCCAAAGAUGAAUUUCAAGGGUCCGGAGAGGCAUACGAUGACCAUGUCCCGUCCGCUUGCGCCUGGAUCCCCGAAUGCGAAGAGGGCUGGGCCGAGUGCUGAUGCUUUUAGUGAGACGGCUAGCAUGAUGGGUGGGUAUAUUCCUGACGAUGUCAGUUCGGUGUACUCGGCUGCUACGAACAGCGUUCCGACUGGCAAUGGAUCUGCGUACCCACCUAUGUUCACUGCUGGCCCCGUGUUCUCGAGCGCGUUGGACAGCUGGCCCGCAUUGCCUCCCCAGCAGAAGACUUCGUUCAACCAGUCCGACAGAUUGAAUGGUGCUAACCUCCAGUCCAUCCCUGGAAGGAGGAACAGUGUCACUUCCGAAGCGCCAACUAUGAUCACCGACUAUAAGAGUCAGAUGGGCUUGGGUGAGAAUGACGCAUACAGUGUUGUUGCCUACUCUACCGCUGGUGGAAACAUGGAUGAUGACGGUAGGAGUGUGAGGAGUGAGGCGACGACGGCAUUCAGGAGUCAGGCGGCAUACAAUCCCGGGGAUGGCUUUAUAACUACUCCAAAUGCGUCGGACUUGGGGUUCAACGGACAUGGCGAUGAAUGGAGGCCACCCAGGGAAUUGCAGUACAAGGAGACGCUGAUUCCGAACUUGAAGCUGGGGAAGCAUAAUGUGGUUCUCACCGGUCGUGUCGUCUCCAUCUCCGCCUUCCCAUCACAAUCGACACUUCUCGUCCUACUGGGCGUUAAAGACCCGAGUCAUCACGUCAUCGAGGUAAAGGCAUACUUUCCCACCACCGCUCCUCCGCCGACAUUUCUCCAUCUCGGAGCUCGAGUCCGCGUGUAUUCUACCUUUACUGCCGCCGUCGAUGGCAAGAAACGAGAGAAUCAGAAAGGGGACAAGAUGGAGCGGAAGACGGUUUCGACUGUACCACUUUUUCUUUCCUUGGGAAGUGGCAGUAGCACAACGGGUAUCGUCUCCGUGGACACGAACGACGAUGGAAAGAGUGAGAGUAUCACCCGUGGUGGAAUCCUGAGUUUAAAGGAAUUCUUGUCGUUGAGAGAGGAGGAAGUCGAAGGCGAUAUGCGCGAUCUCAAACUCGUGGCGGCUGUCAAGAAGCUCGGAUUUAUCCGGUCCAUCACCACCAAGCAAGGUCGAGAAAUCCAGACGCUUGCGGUGGAGGUAUUUGAUGAGUCCGCCUCAUGUGAUCUCGUCUUCUGGGGUGAUGCAAUGUGCAUAUCCGCGACCAAGUUCACGCCAUAUUCGACCGUGCUGGUCAUUGACCGGGCUCACAAGAGUACGUAUGGUACUAAGAAGCAGGUCGUGGUGAGAGGUGACACAGCCAUUGACGUUGACCCGCCCAUUGAAUGCGCACGCUGGUUGAAGUCAUUCGCUCAGAACCUUGGCGGAUUGGUGAAGAAGUGUGAAGUCGAGAUUCCUGAUGAAGGAAAGAAGGUGAAGGUUCCAUGGGUCGAUGGUGAGGUUGAAUGGAAGGGUAGGGCAAAGGUAUUGUAUACUCUGGCGCAGGUCGAGGAGGCGUUGAGGGAAGUGCAUCGUAAUGUUGAAGCUCAAGAGGAAGGAGAGGAUGUUGAGACAAAGGACUUGGACAAAGCGAGUGAGAAGGAAGAAGCAGGAAAUGUCUUGAUGGGCUUUCUUAACGUGAUUAUACCACGCAUGGAGUACCAGGAAUUGGAAGAACAGGGGAAAGUGUUUCGAGGCGAAUGCUGCGAACGCAUAUACACGGCUCCUACUUCUGAACAACGCCGUCAGCAUAUCUGCAAAACAUGCAACAAGCCAGUACCAUUGUGUUACAAUCCUGCUCUUGUUCCCACCCUCCUCGACGAAGCCGCCACGUUACAGAGGCCACGGUUCACAGGCGGUGCCUACGAAGCACUCAUCAAAAUGUGGCAGGAGAAGGGUGCGUGGGAACGAUGGAGUCUGGUGUUUGUCGUCGACGAGGUUGGGGAGGAGGAAGAUGUUGAUGUUGGAAUGGGGCGGAUUGUCAUAUGUGGUGUAUGUGAAUAG
Saitoella complicata NRRL Y-17804 is the source of this 4686-nucleotide messenger RNA. RefSeq lists its product as uncharacterized. Bases 1 to 4686 code for a protein of 1561 amino acids. Lineage: Eukaryota; Fungi; Ascomycota; Saitoellomycetes; Saitoellales; Saitoellaceae. The transcript has 4 exons. The record is from RefSeq and is a predicted model, not a curated record. Gene Ontology annotation, biological process: nuclear-transcribed mRNA catabolic process, nonsense-mediated decay. Gene Ontology annotation, cellular component: cytoplasm. Gene Ontology annotation, molecular function: ATP binding; zinc ion binding; ATP hydrolysis activity.